Messenger RNA from Histoplasma mississippiense, 636 nucleotides. RefSeq lists its product with no specific name. The record is from RefSeq and is a predicted model, not a curated record. The coding region runs from base 1 to 636 and encodes 211 amino acids. The transcript has 4 exons. Gene Ontology annotation, molecular function: protein heterodimerization activity. Gene Ontology annotation, cellular component: nucleus; CHRAC. NCBI's taxonomy places the organism in Eukaryota, Fungi, Ascomycota, Eurotiomycetes, Onygenales, Ajellomycetaceae.
AUGCCUUCCAACACCUCCGUCAACCCUCCGCAGGAGGAGGCCAGUGGUCAUUCCGCGCUGCCGUGUACGCGAUAUAAAUUCCCCUUUGUCCACACCUUUGUGACUAGAAUCAAAAAAAUCAUCCACCUCGACGAGGAUAUAGCACAGUGCUCGAACAACGCCGCAUUUGUGAUCGCGGUGGCAACAGAGAUGUUUAUACGAUACCUGGCAGAGCAAGGCCACAACGUCGUCAAAUCUGAACGGAAGCCAAGACGGACGAUCCAAUACAAAGAUCUAGCCACCGCAGUUUCCCGCAUCGACAGCCUCGAGUUUCUAGCAGAUGUAAUACCAAAAACGACGACAUACAAACAGUUCAAAGAAAAGAGAGCGAAGGAGACUGCCAAUGGGGCUGGCGUGUCGACGAACCAGCGAACACUUAGCAGCGCGAGGAUGCGGGCGAAUGGCACGACGUCGCGGGAGCGGAGAGAAGACUCCAUGCUGGAUCUGAACGGGCUGGGGGACACGCACAUACCAACAUCUCGGCCGCCGAUGGUUAUGCACUCAUCACGGCCAGAUAGUACUCUUGUGGCCAACGAUCCAAUGUAUCCGGACGAUGAAGAUGUGGGGACUGAUGGGGAUAUUGAAAUGACGCAAUGA